Messenger RNA from Phragmites australis (common reed), 3361 nucleotides. Its product is annotated as inactive poly [ADP-ribose] polymerase RCD1-like. Bases 563 to 3004 code for a protein of 813 amino acids. The transcript has 9 exons. NCBI's taxonomy places the organism in Eukaryota, Viridiplantae, Streptophyta, Magnoliopsida, Poales, Poaceae. The record is from RefSeq and is a predicted model, not a curated record. Gene Ontology annotation, molecular function: NAD+ poly-ADP-ribosyltransferase activity.
CCCAGGUAACCCUAGCGGCUCGCGGUGCAGUCGGCAGUCACCGCCGCCUCCAAUCCCCGUCGGCGAGUUCCGCGGCAAGAAACCCCAAUUCCCAUCGCAAUAUUUGCCCCAUCUGCCCCUCGUCCCUACCGCUCAACCAUCACCUCCCCGCCACCUCUCCGGAGUCUCGCCGCCCAACCGCAGCGACACAAUCCAUCGCCUCACCGACCGAGUCUCCCACCGUGCCGCCGUGCUCCGCAAUCCUCAGGUCGAAAACCGGAAACCCUAACCCUAACCCUAGCAUCCCUCGGCACCCCCAUCUUGACGCGGCCGUAGAAGCAGUGGGGGCGUGAGAGAGGGAGCCACCGCUGGUUUUGGUGCAGCCCUCGUGACCUCCUCCCACUUCUACCUCGCGCUGUCGCUCGCAAUGGGGAUCUAGAGAGAGACCCAACUGGCUAACUCCCUUCGGUCAUUCUCUACCGCUGAGAGUUCAAAAUGAAGGGAGAUCUGUAAAUCUUGUAUCAUAUUAGGGUUUGUUUUUCUUUUCUUUCAUCAUUUGUUCUGGUGGGAAUCAAGCCAUCCCAUGGCAUCACCGCAAGAAUCCAGCUCCCUGUGCUUGAAGCGCAAGUUUGUUCAAGAUUGCCUGUUGAAAGAGUGCAAAUCUCGUCGCAUCAAAGUUGAGAAUGGGCCCUCAUUUGCUUCAUCUGCUAAACGCUGCAACUGUUGCUGCACACGACCUAACCUUGCCAAUGAUUGUGUCAAUUUCCUGAAUAGUGGAGUGCCUAGCCGUAUCAUGUAUUACAAACAAGGUUCUUGGCACAAUUUUCCUGAGCAAAUAACAAAGUCCCUCAUUGAAGAAUUCAGAGGCAGUAAAUCGAGUGUUGUUGCUGUGAUGGACGAUGAGCCUCUUCUUGUUGACUUCUUGUCAAUGACCCUGGUCAACCUAAAAUCUAGAAAGCAGCGAUCUGUUGCAUGGUUCGAUGACACUGGCAAGUGUUUUUCUCCUUCUCUGUUCUUUGAUGAGGAAACUGAUGAUAUGGUCAAAGGGGAUGCUGCUAAUGUUGAGGGCAUUGCACAGGGAAUAAUGUUGCAUAAGGUUGCGAAUUCUCCACCUGAAGUGGUGAAGCAAGUUGUCAUUGAAUCUAGUCCUCCAAUUCCUCAGAAAACUUCCAAUACAGACAUAUUACGCAAGAAGAUCGCAUCCGUCGAAAGAGGCAGCGAAGACUUUCUGUUUGUCCAGGACCUUUUCCUCUCUGGUAUGGGUCCAUUUGCAACACCAAAUAAUCUACUUCGUGUCUACCGCUACUCUCCAAACGAUAUAACUGCACAGUGUAGACUUCAAGCUUUUGAAAAACAGAUGAGGUCCACCAAAGAAGAACGUGGUGAUGCAAAUGUAAGAUAUGGAUGGCUAGGAUCUAGGAAAAAUGACAUAGUCAGGAUUCUGAUUAAUGGUUUGGGUACCACUGGAAAACCUGUUGAGAAGUCAGGUUUGAAUGCUGGUGUUCAUCUUUCACCAGAAAACCGAAUCUUUACCAGUGUUGGUCUUUGUGAUGUUGACGAAAAAGGAGUGCAGUAUAUGUUGCUAUGCCGAGUGAUAUUGGGCAACAUGGAAGCUAUUGAGCCUGGAUCACAGGAGUCUUUUCCUAGCAGCAAGAUAUAUGAUUCUGGUGUUGAUGAUUGCUUAAACCCAAAGUGUUAUGUGAUGUGGCCAUCACAUUUAAGCACUCACAUCCGUUUAGAAUAUCUUGUUAGUUUCAAGCUUGCCCCAGAAGCUCGAAAUUAUUUGCUUGGCUUGAAAGGUUUAUGGUUUCACCCAUCGCCAAAGGAAGUUUCAGUGGGUAUUUCUACUCUUCAACCUGUAAUGUGUGAAACAGGUCAAGGACCAACUACCCCAUGGAUAUCAUUCAGAGUUCUGUUUGGGGUAAUUCAAGACAAAAUAUCAUCUGUAGCAAGGGAACUGCUCUUCCAUCAUUAUGAAGAGCUGAAGGAAAACAAAAUAACUCGUGAAGAAAUGGUGAAGAAGAUAAUAGUAAUAGUUGGGGAGAAAAUACUUUUGGAAGCCCUGAAGAAACUUCAUUACUGUCCAUCAUUAUGGUACAAGACUUCCGUCGAAGUGGUGUCUAGUGAUCCUGCAAGGACAACAGCAGAGCAGUUAUCCUUGGAUAAAACAGACAUGCAUUGUUUAUUAACUCUUAGUGGUAACCAUGGUGACUCACAUGCACCAAAUGCCAUGGCUGAACACUCCACAGCUCUUAGCACCAAAGGAUGCAGUGCCCUUGCAACUGCUAUGGUGCCCAAAGGCCAUGAUUGUCCGGCACCAAGCGGUUUGCCAGAUGCCGGGGCCAUAUGCCAGGGUUCUCAAGGUGUGGAACCCGAAGGAAUAGAUUCUCCGGUACAAAUCAUGUCACCAGCAAACUCUGCAACCCGAUGUACCAAAAAUCAAGAUUCUUUUGUAGGAAGAAUGCGACCUAUAAUUCGUGAGGGCCUUUUGAGGACAACUUCUGGAAGAUCUGGGUCUCCUGCUGUGGAAGUUUGCAGUCCUGUUGAACCAACCACAGGACCUCCUGGUUAUGCUUCUCUACCACCAACUAAUGCCUCAAAAAGCCAUGGGAUUUUUGCUCCAGGUUUCACCCCUAGUCCUAAGGGCUGUGAAUCUAUUGUGCCAAGCUUGGCACUCGGAAAUUCUAAAAGUGCAGGUGUGAAACGUCACAAUUCUGCACCAAGAAUGACACCUGAAGGCAAGGAAUUUCUUUCGCUGGGUAUUGCAUCACAGAGUGCCGUGCUUCAUUCAGUAAAAGGCACAGACGGUUUAACAUCAGUUGCCAUACCUCCAGUCCACGCACCAGGACGUGGUGAUUCAGCAUCUAUGAGCACUGAUGCCUGUGAUUCUCUAGCACUGAAUAUCGCACCAAAAGGGUAUGAUCCUCCAGCAUCAGGUAAAGAGCCAAAACGCCCUGAAUCUGCAAAAGCUGAUACGAUGCCAGAAAGCCAUCAUUUUCAAACCCCGGAUGCGACCACCAAGUAACUGGGGAGCGGAAAGACCAGACUGCGCCAGGUGGGUAGCAGAAUAAAUUAUUUGGGCCGGUCCUUGAUGCUAGCAGCCGUGUGGUUCAGGCAGCAGAUGCCCUCGCCGCCCUAUCAACUCCGUGAGAGAAGGGCUAAUAGAUGCAUUAGAGUAGCAGCGAUCGUGUCUUCUCCGUUGGGUCCCCGUGAUGUUAUUAACUGUUUCCAUGUCCGGAAGAAGGAUAGGGUCGCUCGCCGUUGCCCCAGCAACCGCGGGUUGUUUUAAACCAGUGGGAUUGAUCUUGUAGGUCAGGAGUCAUCCCGUUGACUCUGAACAUAAAUCCUUUUUGGUCCCUGGUAGUAAACUGUUAUCGACAAU